Molecule: messenger RNA, 2350 nt
Organism: Sitodiplosis mosellana (orange wheat blossom midge)
Lineage: Eukaryota; Metazoa; Arthropoda; Insecta; Diptera; Cecidomyiidae
Gene: Xbp1
Cellular component (GO): nucleus
Molecular function (GO): RNA polymerase II transcription regulatory region sequence-specific DNA binding; DNA-binding transcription factor activity, RNA polymerase II-specific
Source: RefSeq, a predicted model, not a curated record
GUUGGCUGCUGUUACGAACUCAGUUGAAAAUAGUAACACGCAAAAAUGAGACACACAAAAUCGGUUUAGCUGUGUUUAAUACAGGAAAUAAAAAAUCAAAGAAGUUUUCAAUCAACAUAAACCAUCGAGGAACAAUGGUCAUUCAAACGGGAUAAUUCUAACAAAUCGGACGUGUUUUGAUUUUAUUUCCAAAUCACAUUUCAAAUCGGAUUUACAGUGGAAAUUUAUUUUGUUCAUUUCCUUCAGUCCAGAUAAACUGACCUUAAAAACGUCACAGUUUUUCUCGUUUUAUUAUCAUGAGUGACUAAUUCUUACAACAUUUUUUUUUCGAAAAAAAAAAAAAUCAUCGACCAGUUGAAUUUCACGAGUUUUUCUUUAAUUUUUUAUUGAAAUUCGGUGAUUUCGAAUUUUUUUUUUUCUACUUAAUUAAAUCGCGAUUUUUCUUUCUUUUGAAAUUUUACCAACGAAACAAAUAAAUAUGAGUGCAAACGUUUUGAUGACUCUACCGAAAUAUGUGCCCAUUCCCAAUAAGAAUGGGCUCCCGAUCUCGGCUGAUCCAAUCGAAAGUUUUAUGGGUUGCGGCAAAAAACGACGUUUGGAUCAUUUGACAUGGGAAGAAAAAUUACAACGAAAAAAACUAAAGAAUCGCGUUGCCGCUCAAACAUCACGCGAUCGGAAAAAGGCCAAAAUGGAUGAAAUGGAUCAAACGGUCAAACAAUUGAUGGAGGAGAAUAAUAAAUUGAAGGAGCAAUUCGAACGUUUAACCGCCGACAAUGAGGAACUGCUCAAGCGAAACAUCGAAUUGGAGCGAAGCUUGGAAGAUUUGCAGAGCCAUCGUUUGAUGGAUUUGGGCGAAUCGACCGCACAAAUGUCACACAAACAACAGCAACAACAACAGCCAAAUAUUAAAGUCGAGUCCGCAUACGAUGCAGCAGCAUUGUGUGAUCGUUGGAUGGGCUGUGGUAUCAUAAAUAAUAAUGGAUCUGCCGUAUCCUCAUACCCUCUGCCGAAGGGAUCUCAAAUGAAACCACAGUCGAUGCGACGCUCAGACAGCACAUGCAGCAAUUAUAUGAUGACCCAACAACAGCAACAACACCAGCAGACAUUGACACCACCGUCGACACCGCCGCCAGCCCAUCAAGCAUCGCAUCCGUUCGAAUCAAACAAGAGAGCCAACAACAACAGCAACGGUCCGCGCAUCGUCAACGGACGAAAUGCCAGUGAACCUCAAAAGCAAUUCCGAUUCAGCUGCUCUAUGGAAGAUUGUGGCUCUUUGCCUUCUCUACAGGACAUGCUCGAAGAUUUCGAUGCCAGCCGAUUGGAAGAGCUUGCCGAAAGUCUACUCGCAGAUGUCACCACAGAGUUUGAAGACGAUGCUAAAGAAGGCGGCCACCGAAUUGCCCAAAUUGAAGGCAAAUCAAAGCCAAUGUUUAGACCAAUGGUGGGGACCCAAACAAAAGACCUGGAAUCCAGCGAAAAUACCUAUGGAAGCCUGAAUACGCCAACACAUCAACCGUCAAUGAUGCGUACAAUCAAACAGGAGACCGUUGAUUGUAUGCCAUCCGAUGAUGAUCUGUACGUAUCAACUGCACCAAUCGCACCCGCCCAUCACAUGCAAUCAAUGCAAAUGCAUUUUGAGCACACACCGUUCGAUCACAGCGAGCAAUUGUUUGACGACAACAACAACAGCAACAACAGCAAUGAUAAAAACACAACCAUUACUAAUGCGAAUCACAUCUGUAGCACAGAUAAAUCUAUGAUAUUAUGCCAAAGCGCCAGCGACAAUUCAACGGACACCGACACACUGUAUGAAACCACGACAUUCAACGACGACGAAGGGAACGUGAUCACCGUCAUUCUACCCGACGAGGAUAUCAGCAAUUUCGAAGAAGUUAUCGAAGAGAUGAACCAAAAUGACGAGGAAGAUGACUGCAUGUCGCAUUUAUCGGCAUUAUCGCCAAUACCAUCCAAUGCCAACUAUGAUGCAUCACCGGGAGGCUAUAGCCUGAACAGCGGUGACGAUGCCGCCGCUGUUUCUGAUCAUGACAGCGCCUAUGAUUCGGUCGUUAAUUCACCGCCCGGUAAAAUAUCAUCAGCAUGGUCAACCACUUCCUCCGUCAAUUGCAUCGACGACGAUUAUCGAUACUACGAUUACUGGCCACAAGAUUCAUUUUCCGUGCUAUUUCCUUCAUUGGCUUAACUGAUAGCCAUGAGUUCGAGAUUGCGUUACAUUGCACACCACUAUUCGAUUCGAGCACAUCGUUCAUCGGCUAGUGUGCAGCGUAACACAACAUCGGGCCAACUAUGAAGAAAUCACACAACCUAAGCACACACACAAAAACGGGAAAUU